Blepharisma stoltei is the source of this 2837-nucleotide messenger RNA. The record is from the annotation of a GenBank genome assembly. Lineage: Eukaryota; Ciliophora; Heterotrichea; Heterotrichida; Blepharismidae.
AUGAGUGAUGAAGAAAUAGACUAUAUAGAAGAAGAAUUCGAAGAUGACUCAAUAUCAUUCUCAGUCUCCGCUUCUAAUAGAGAUUUACCUCCAGGCGUUGAGCUGAACUUGCCUCCAUCUCGAUACCAAACUGAAGUCAAAGCAAUUAGUGAACGAUCUUUUGAAGAAAGCCCAUCACAGCCAACUCAUGAAGAAAUCAAGAAGCAAGAAGACCGCUUGGCUAAAGCCCAAAAUGCACUGAAUAAAUUAAAGCAAGAAGAAGCUGCUAAAAAAUCUCAAAAAAAAGUUACAAAAAAGCCAAAUCCGCCUAAAAUUCCUGCAAAGAAGCAAACUGUUAAAAAAGCACAGCAAAAAGAAAAGAAAGCAGAAGCUUUUACUGGUUUUCAGCUAGAAAAACCGGUAAAAGGCACAGAAUCAGCAGCUCCUGGCGCUGCUCCAUCUACAAAUCUGAAUUUAAAUUCUCUUGAAAAGUCUCAAUCAUUAUCAAGCUCAAUUCAGCGAAAGCAAGACCAAAUAAAUCGAGAACAAGCCCAUAAGGAGUCCUUAAACGCAAUAAGACCACUUAUGAACGAAAAUAAAGCAAAGGCUCAAAAAGAAAUCGAAGACAUGAAGCAGCUUCAAAAAAAUCUUAUCAAGCGUGAAAGGGAGUACAAUAAACCUCCCCCAGCAGAAAAACGUGAAAAAAUCGCGCCACCACCACCUCCAGUUCCUCAGCCACGCAGCUUAGGUGAAAAGCGUUACAAGCUGCAUCAGCUAGCUGAAAAUGAUACUACAGGCGGCAAAGGAAAACUAUCAGCUGGCUCUCUAUCAGGCUCUAUGUUGCAAGCUUUAACUAUCCUUUCCUCAAUGAUCAGCGAAGAGUUUAUCAUAAAAGAAGUCCAAGAAGAGCUUAAAAACACAGAAAAAUCCCAAAAUAUUUUAGCAAGCGGAAAAGACUGCAUAAGAGGAGAAAUCGACUAUCAUGAAGAAACAAGAAAACUUUGCAAAAAAUACAUAGAGCUGCUACAACAGCAGCUUAAACUUAAUGACUUAAAAAAUGAAGAGCUUGCCAAACAGAAUGAGCUGAAAGAAAAAAUCAAAAUUUUAGAGCCUACAAAAGCUGUAGUUAAAGGCUCCGUUUUAAAUGACAGUAUAUUUUUGAUAGUGUGCAUUCCAUCAAAGUAUAUUUGAUAAAUAGUUCGAAGUUUUACCUUUUUUUUAGGUCAAAUGUCUCACUAUCAAAAAGUUUCAACUAUUUUCGACCAAAGUACACGAUUAUUGAACCUACACCUGUAGUUAAAGUAAACAAUGGAAAAUACGUGAGAGCUGGGAUGAUGCCACAAACAGGGAUUUAUGACACCAUUGAAAAAUUGGAAGACGUAAAUGCUGAUAUUUUAAAAGAAAAUCCUCUAGAUGUAGUGAUAGAAAAAAUCGAGAAACAAGGGGCAAGUGUCCAAGAUAUUUUUGAGCAGCUGGAUAGUGAUAAUGACAAAGUCCUUACUUUGGCAGAAAUAAGAGAUGGGCUGCCCAGAAUCCAAGUGAGAUUGACAGACCAAGAUAAGCAGCUGAUGAUCCAAGAGCUUGAUAAAAAUAGUGAUGGGGUGAUUUCUAACGAAGAAUUUAUCACCAUUUUAAACCCAAAACUGGCUGUACAAAAAGAAUACCGAGCCAUUGUAGGGAAUCUUGACAUAAAUAACCCUAUUGUAUUUGAAGAAGAAAUUUUGGAUAUGAGACUUAAAGGGAGAAUGCUCAAAAAAGAUAUCCCAAAUUUGGUAAAUAAAUUAAGCACAAAACUCCCUUCAGAAAAAAAAUUAAUUCAACAAAUAAAAGAUCUAGAAAAGCUGCUAAAUGACUUAAAUAUAAAAAGAACCCCAGACACGUCGAUUUCGACUCAGCUAGAAGAAAAAGUGAAAAAAUAUUCAGCGUUAAAAGAAGAAGUCUGGAACCAAGUAGAAAAUGACUUAGCCCAGCAGUCUAUGCAGGUUAAUGAGUUAAAACAGCAGCUUAUUGAUAAAAAUAUUGCGACUGCACAUUUAAAUUCAGAUGUGGAGACCAAACAGGCAGAAAUUGCAAAAAAAAGCAUAAAGAAAGAUAAGCUAGAGACGGUUGAGAAAAAAUUGGAUGUGGAAAAUAAGCUUAUUGCAAUUAUUAUUAUUCAAGCUGGGGUAAAAAGAUUUAUAAAUAGGAUUAGGUAUAGAAAAGAAAGGCUAAGAAGGGCUGCGGCUGCUAGAAUAAUUACAAGAAAUUUCAAAAAGUUCGUAGUUUAUAGAAAAAACAAGAAAAAUGAUGCAGCCAUCAAAAUCCAAAGCCUUUUUAAGAUGAACAAAGCUAUCAAACUGAAAAAUAAGUUAAAAAAAGAAGCCGAAGAAGCUCAAGAAGCUAUUUCUUCUGCAAGGAACCGAAGUAGUACCCAAAGAGAAGAAAAUUGGCAUAACUGUGAACAGUGUGGGAGACUUGCUGACAGGCUUUGCAAGCUCUGCAGAAUCCAUUUUUGUGCAAAUUGCUUUGCGGGCCAGCACCAGUUUGAAAGCCACUUGUUUUAUUUAUUGUCAAGCUGCUCAAUUGAACAAAAUACAAGCUUAUCAGCUUCUUACUUGUCUGUAGCCGAACUGGAUGCGAUUGUUGAUAUUAGGUAUCAUCUUGAUUACAGGAAUAUUGAUUUAUUUGACUUUUUGAGGCAGUGGGAUGAGGAAAACACUGGAGAAAUUGACUAUGAUAUUUUCAAAACAAUUUUAAAUGAUCGAGAGCUUGGGUUUGAUACGACGCAUAUAGCGAACUUGCUGCUGAUUUCGCAGAGAUUUGAAGAGCUGGAUCAAUGUGUAGACUAUGUUCACUUGUGCCAACUUUUUAGUUCCUAG